Molecule: messenger RNA, 2447 nt
Organism: Sardina pilchardus (European sardine)
Lineage: Eukaryota; Metazoa; Chordata; Actinopteri; Clupeiformes; Clupeidae
Gene: lmf1
Product: lipase maturation factor 1
Exons: 11
Coding region: 20-1750 (576 amino acids)
Biological process (GO): protein maturation
Cellular component (GO): endoplasmic reticulum membrane
Source: RefSeq, a predicted model, not a curated record
CGCAGUGAGACGGACAAUCAUGGCGACCUCCAGUGAAAGCUCUGAGUGCAGCGAGAGCACUCUGAGGAGGAGACGCGGAGAGCCGCAGAACUCUGAAGUUAGCACAGAGGACAGCACCAAAGAACCGGUAAACGAAGACAAGCCCAAGUAUGAGAAAAACGAGGCCAUUCCGUUGCGUCCCGGGACAUAUUGGCUCACUCGAAUCGUGCUGCUGCGCGCUAUUGCGUUCAUCUAUUUCGUUGCCUUCAGUGUGGCGCUCUAUCAGAACAAGCCGCUGAUCGGUGAGAAGGGGCUGAUGCCCUGUAAGGACUACCUGCGCAGCGUCAAGCGCUACGUGGGGGGCAAGAUUGGCAUGGCUGCCCUGGCGUACACGCCCACGCUGCUCUGGUUCAUGGACUGGGAGGGCAUGGACGCCAACCUGGACGGCAUGGCCCUGGCAGGGCUGGCGCUGUCCGCGUUCGUGCUGGUCACCGGGAGGGCCAACAUGAUCAUCAUGACGCUGCUGUGGGUACUGUACCACUCCAUCGUCAGUGUUGGACAGCUCUGGUACUCUUUUGGCUGGGAGAGUCAGCUCCUGGAGACUGGAUUCCUGGGCAUCUUUCUGUGCCCUCUCUGGAGCCUGGAGCAGUUGCCACGACGAUGCCCACCCUCCCUCAUCUCCAUCUGGACAUUCCGCUGGCUCAUCGUGCGCAUCAUGCUUGGAGCAGGGCUGAUCAAGAUCAGAGGAGACAAAUGCUGGAGAGAUCUCACCUGCAUGGACUACCACUACGAGACCCAGCCGGUUCCUAACCCGAUGUCCUACUUCAUGCACUGGUCUCCGUGGUGGUUCCAUCGUUUUGAGACGUUCUCCAACCACGUCAUCGAGCUCGCCGCCCCCUUCCUCACCUUCAUGGGCCGACGCCUGUGUAUGGUCAACGGAGCCCUGCAGAUCCUCUUCCAGGUGGUGUUGAUCGUGAGCGGUAACCUGAGUUUUCUAAACUGGCUCACCAUCGUGCCCAGUCUCGCCUGCUUCGAUGACGCUUCACUCAGCUUCCUGUUUGGGCGGAGCCAGGGCGGGGCCAGGAGCCAAGUGCAAACGAUCCAGGAGGAGGAGUCAGCAGGGAAGGCCCCACCCCCAACAAAAGGUAUGUUGGUGCGGAGAGUGCUGAAUGUGUCUCUGGGCGUUCUGAUUGGCUACCUGAGCAUACCUGUGGUGCUGAACCUGGUCAGCUCCAGACAGGUGAUGAACACCUCCUUUGAGCCGCUACGCAUCGUCAACACCUACGGAGCCUUCGGCAGCAUCACUAAGGAGCGUACAGAGGUGAUCUUCCAGGGCUCCUUGACCUCUGACCCCGCUGACCCGGCUGCUGUGUGGGAGGAGUACGAGUUCCACUGCAAACCUGGAGACGUGCGGCGCCGCCCCUGCUUCAUCUCGCCCUACCACUACAGACUGGACUGGCUCAUGUGGUUCGCUGCCUUCCAGACAUAUGAGCAGAAUGAGUGGGUGAUUCAGAUCGCUGGGCGUCUGCUGGCCAAUGACUCCUCAGUGCUCUCCCUCAUAGAGAAGAACCCCUUUGAAGGAAGAGAGAAACCCAGGUGGCUGCGCGGUGAGCAUUUCCGCUACAAGUUCACGGUGCCGGGUGGCAGUGCGGCGUCUCAGGGCAAGUGGUGGGCACGGCGACGCAUCGGGCCCUACUUCCCCCCCGUCAACGUCACCACCCUCAGGAACUACUUCCAGUCUCGCAACUGGCCCCUCCCAGAGACCUACUGACCUGCACAGCGACCUCUGACCCAGGAAGUGUUUCCAGCAUGGCUACUCUCUCUGGGGAGCUGGACAUGGGGCACCAGUGGUCUUCCUCACCCCCCCCCCCCCCCAGUCUUUCUCCUCUUCCUCAGUGCCAAAGCGGCAGUGUUACACUGUGAACAACUAUCUACAAAUCUCAUACUGUAGGUCAAAGGGAAUCAUGUGUAUAAUAAUUAAGCCAAAUGUGUGUAAUAUAUGAAUGGACCAAACGCAGGGCUUGUCUGUGACUGUGUGUAGAGUUCUGUAAUGCUAUAUAUAACAGUAUAUAAUACUAUAUAGCGUCCUAUUGAUUGCAGGCCCUGCAUGCUGUGCAUUCACUGUGCCCUAUGAGGCGCUGCUCUCAUGAUGUCAUUUCCCUUCUUUAUGCAUGGCUCCGCCUACUGUGGUCAGUUUGCCACAUUCUCAAGAGUCCGAGUAAACGUCGCCUGUUUUGAACUUUCUGAUAAACUGAUACUGUAAACUUGGAAACACUUGUAAAAGUCCCCAGUCCCAGCAAUGUGUGUGUUAUUGUCAUGUUUUCCCAAUGUGUGUGUUAUUGUCAUGUUUUCCCAAUGUGUGUGUUAUUAUCAUGUUCUUCUAAUGCGCACGUUCAUCUUGCCCUCUCAUCUGAAUGGAGGGGCCAUUUCAUAAUCAAUCACUAAUAAUCAUAUCAGCUUUGGAACAA